Messenger RNA from Dovyalis caffra, 600 nucleotides. NCBI's taxonomy places the organism in Eukaryota, Viridiplantae, Streptophyta, Magnoliopsida, Malpighiales, Salicaceae. The record is from the annotation of a GenBank genome assembly.
AUGGCAUCCACUGAUAAGCCUGACCCUGAGGCCAUCAAGUCCGAGGCACUACCCCCACCUGCAGCUCCUCCUUGCCGUUCUUUCAACUGUUCUUACGUUGACGUUGCUCUCAGGGUCUUGUUAUUUGCAGCCGCUGUGACUGCUGUCGUGGUCAUGGUCACUGCAAAGCAAACCAAGGUUGUUCCUCUGCCUGGAUCGUCUGUUACAGCUCCUGUCGAAGCCAAAUUUAGUGACUCCCCAGCAUUUAUAUACUUUGUCACGGCAUUAAGCGUUGCUGGCUUGUAUAGUAUCCUUACAACCCUUGCAUCUGUUUCAAUCAUCUUGAAGCCAGCUUAUGCAACAAAGUUCUUGCUCCAUUUUGUUUUUUCGGACGUGCUGAUGUUGGGAAUAGUAGCCUCGGCAACUGGUACAGCAGGGGGCGUAGCAUACGUGGGAUUGAAGGGCAAUAGUCAUGUAAGAUGGGGUAAGGUGUGCAAUGUCUAUGAUAAAUUCUGUCGACAUCUUGGAAGCUCCAUUGCCGUUGCAUUGUUCGCUUCGGUUCUGCUUGUUUUGCUCACCAUGCUCUCCGUCUUCUCCAUCUACCGAAAGAUCCCUAAGUAG